AGGCGCGGUCUAAUGCGCCGGCCCUUUGAGGCAAUUUUUCUGUCUGCGCCCAACUGUCAUGCGCAUCUCUUUUUCUCAUUUUUUUAAGUCGUGUCUUGCGUUGUAGACUGCCCCCGCCAGGUGGAGGAUUGAGGCCGAUGGGAAACGCCCAGAACCACCCCGCGCCGUGGUCUACAAAGCCCGGAGCGUCCGAAGGCGGGAGGAGUUGGGCGAGCCCGGGAGGCAGGAGGAUCCCCACCACACAGGCUUACGCCCGGCUCCCCCAUCAGGCCGCCUCCAGCCGCAUGAAGACCCCCAGGCCGGGGCUGAGAGCCUGGAGCAGCCCGGACUGAAAUCUUGCGGCGGCCUUAGAGCGUUAGACAGGAUGAGGCUGGGCCGCCGGGCCCUCUGUGUGCUGGUCCUGCUGCUCGCCUGCGCCUCGCUGGGGCUCCUGUACGUGAGCACCCGGGAUGCGCCGGGCCUCCGGGCACCUCUUGCGCUGUGGGCGCCCCUGCAGGCCCCCCCCAGACCAGAACUGCCAGACCUUGCGCCCGAGCGCCGCUAUGCACACAUCCCGGUCAGGAUCAAGGAGCAAGUGGUGGGGCAGCUGUCUGGGAACAACUGUAGUUGUGAGUCCAGUGGAGGGAGCUUUUACCUCCCCUUCCAGAGGCAGGUUGGAGCCAUUGACUUCACCAAGGCCUUUGACCCUGAGGAGCUGAGGGCUGCCUCAGCCUCCAGGGAGCAGGAGUUCCAGGCCUUCCUUUCCAGGAGCCAGUCCGCUGCGGACCAGCUGCUCAUAGCCCCUGCCAACUCCCCUCUUCAGUACCCCCUGCAGGGUGUGGAGGUCCAGCCCCUCCGGAGCAUCUUGGUGCCAGGGCUGAGCCUGCAGGCAGCUUCUGGUCAGGAGCUUUACCAGGUGAACCUGACUGCCUCCUUAGGCACCUGGGAUGUGGCAGGGGAAGUGACUGGAGUGACUCUCACUGGAGAGGGGCAGCCAGAUCUCACCCUCACCAGCCCAGGGCUGGACCAACUCAACCGGCAGCUUCAACUCGUCACUUAUAGCAGCCGAAGCUACCAGGCAAACACAGCAGACACAGUCCGGUUCUCCACGGAGGGACAUGAGGCUGCUUUUACCAUCCGCAUAAGACACCCCCCCAACCCUCGGCUGUACCCAUCUGGAUCUCUACCCCAGGGAGCCCAGUACAACAUCAGCGCCCUGGUCACCAUCGCUACUAAGACCUUCCUGCGUUACAAUCGGCUACGGGCACUCAUCGCCAGCAUCCGCCGCUUCUACCCAACGGUCACCGUGGUCAUCGCCGACGACAGCGACAAGCCAGAGAGCAUAAGCGGCCCCCACAUCGAGCACUAUCUCAUGCCUUUUGGCAAGGGCUGGUUCGCAGGCCGGAACUUGGCCGUAUCCCAAGUAGCCACCAAGUACGUCCUGUGGGUGGACGAUGACUUCGUCUUCACGGCGCGGACGCGGCUGGAGAGGCUGGUGGACGUGCUGGAGCGGACGCCGCUGGACCUGGUCGGCGGCGCGGUGCGCGAGAUCUCCGGCUUCGCCACCACCUACCGGCAAAUGCUGAGCGUGGAGCCUGGCGCGCCGGGCCGCGGGAACUGCCUCCGGCAAAGGCGCGGCUUCCACCACGAGCUCGUCGGCUUUCCAGGCUGCGUGGUCACGGACGGCGUGGUCAACUUCUUCCUGGCGCGCACCGACAAGGUGCGCGAGGUCGGUUUCGACCCGCGCCUCAGCCGCGUGGCGCAUCUGGAAUUCUUCCUGGAUGGGCUUGGUUCCCUUCGAGUGGGCUCCUGCUCAGACGUCGUUGUGGAUCAUGCAUCUAAGCUGAAGCUGCCUUGGACAUCAAGGGAUGUGGGGGCAGAGACUUAUGCCCGGUACCGUUACCCAGGAUCACUGGAUGAAAGUCAGGUGGCCAAACAUCGCCUACUCUUCUUCAAACACCGGCUGCAGUGCAUGACCUCAGAAUGAUGGCCUCUAAGGGCCUUCAAACUGUCAGGCUGGGCCUGCCUCCUUGUCCCUGCCAGGAAUUUCUAGAAAAUCCCAGGAAUUCCUAGCAAAUCCCACCACCCGGUGACCGCUCCACUGACUGUCCCUGAUCCCCUUCAGAAUCUGAUCCCAAAUAGGGGCUUGUCCUGGUGACACUCCUCCUUUCUGUGAGUGCCCAGGGUUAGGGACGUGAUGGAGCCAUAACUCGUCCCACAGCCAGUGCCAAGUCUUCCCCCCCCACCUCCUUCUCAUGGGGCAGGAAGUGGGGGGGGUCACUUUCCAAGUGCCAAAGAGCCCAUGGGGACUCUAAGAACUUAAAGUGGAAAUACUCUCCUCUUAUCUCCUUGGGACUGAGGGGGUGGGGAAGCCCCCCCCCCCCGACGUGUGUUCCCAGAGCUGUGCCCCUCUCCCUCAUCUCUGGACCCAGGACUCUGCACAGGCUCCAGCCCCAACCCCCUCCCCCACCCCAUGGAGAGAACUGGUGACUCUGGAGCUGGGGUGAGGGCUGGUGAACACACAAGUGAAAGCCAUUUUUAG
Messenger RNA from Zalophus californianus (California sea lion), 2521 nucleotides. RefSeq names its product beta-1,4-N-acetyl-galactosaminyltransferase 1 (gene B4GALNT1). Gene Ontology annotation, biological process: ganglioside biosynthetic process. The coding region runs from base 365 to 1966 and encodes 533 amino acids. Gene Ontology annotation, molecular function: hexosyltransferase activity. Gene Ontology annotation, cellular component: Golgi membrane. NCBI's taxonomy places the organism in Eukaryota, Metazoa, Chordata, Mammalia, Carnivora, Otariidae. The transcript is spliced from 12 exons. The record is from RefSeq and is a predicted model, not a curated record.